This is a messenger RNA of Neodiprion fabricii, 4449 nucleotides long. RefSeq names its product FACT complex subunit spt16 (gene dre4). The record is from RefSeq and is a predicted model, not a curated record. Bases 354 to 3737 code for a protein of 1127 amino acids. Gene Ontology annotation, molecular function: nucleosome binding. Gene Ontology annotation, cellular component: FACT complex. The transcript is spliced from 20 exons. Gene Ontology annotation, biological process: positive regulation of transcription elongation by RNA polymerase II; transcription elongation by RNA polymerase II. NCBI's taxonomy places the organism in Eukaryota, Metazoa, Arthropoda, Insecta, Hymenoptera, Diprionidae.
CAUACCCGUGGUUGUUCCGGUCGGAUAUUACAGGGCUUUGAAAAACGCCUGUAAAAGCCACCAUAACCACAUUUCCGGAAAUUCAGAAGGGAUACAAGCUGCCUCUUCUUUCAUAUAUAAACUCUCAGGCUUUGGUUGUAAUCCCGCCAUGUCCGCAUCGGAAGUCGGAGUUUGAGCGUGCCGUCGGAAUUUCGGAAUCUUGGUAACACAAGUAUGCGUGAUGAGUUGAAGUUGAACGGUGUACCGUGAAUGUUUCAACAAGUCUUAUCAUUCUCGCCUUAAUUCGGAAGGAGUACGUCAUCCUUCACAUAAUAAUUUAUUGUGUACAAAGAUCAACCUAAAAACUUUGUACCAUGGCAAACGUAUCUCUCGAUAAAGACACAUUUUUCCGGCGAAUAAAACGCUUAUACGCAGCGUGGAAAGAUGGUGAAUCCGGCACGGAUGAUAGUUUUGCGAAGAUGGAUAGUCUCGUGUCGGCGGUCGGAAUUGACGAAGAUAUUGUAUACAGCAAGUCUACAGCCCUCCAGACUUGGCUACUUAGUUACGAGCUCACCGAUACUAUUAUGAUAUUAGCAGAAGACUCAAUCAAUUUUCUUGCCAGCAAGAAGAAGAUUGAAUUUCUACGUAGUGUAGAAAAUCAGAAAACUGAAGACACUGGAGUCCCUCCAGUAAAAUUGUUUGUUCGUGAUAGGACGGACGAGGAUAAAGCUAAUUUUGCCAAGCUAAUCGAGGUAAUAAAGAACAGCAAAAAGGGCAAAACUCUGGGAGUUUUUUCAAAGGAACAUUACCCGGGUCCAUUUAUGGAUUCAUGGAGGGCUGCUUUGAAAGCAAAAUCCUUUGAAACAGUUGACAUCAGUGCCGCAGCAGCCUAUGUAAUGUGCCCAAAAGAAGACAUGGAAAUAUUAGCUAUAAAAAAAGCUUGUCUAGUGUCGGUAGACGUUUUUACAAAAUACCUGAAAGACCAAAUUAUGGAAAUAAUUGAUUCUGAUAAGAAAGUCAAACAUUCCAAACUGGCUGAAGGAGUAGAUGCAGCUAUAACAAACAAAAAAUAUGUUACUGGAGUCGAUUUGACGCAAGUUGAUAUGUGUUACCCUGCAAUUAUUCAAAGCGGAGGCAACUACUCUUUAAAGUUCAGUGUUGUCAGCGAUAAAAAUACACUUCACUUUGGUGUUAUCGUCUGUUCCUUAGGAGUUCGCUACAAGUCUUACUGUUCCAACAUAGUUCGAACACUUCUGGUGAACCCAACGAAAAGUAUCGAGGACAAUUAUAACUUUCUUCUUCAAUUGGAAGAGGAAAUAUUGAAAAAAUUGAUAGCUGGUGCAAAAAUCAGCGAGGUAUAUGAGACUGGCCAUCAAUACGUCAAGUCAGAGAGACCUGAGUUAUUGGACCAUCUGACAAAAAACUUUGGAUUUGCUAUGGGCAUUGAAUUUAGGGAGAGCUCUUUGCUACUGGCUCCUAAAACGAAUUCAUUGGCUAAGAAGGGAAUGGUUUUUAAUAUUAAUAUCGGUCUUUCCAACCUUGCAAAUCCUGAUGCAACUGAAAAAGAAGGAAAAAUUUACGCCCUGUUUUUAGGAGAUACAGUCGUGGUUAACGAGGGCCAACCAGCUACUGUCUUGACUCCAUCUAAAAAAAAGGUAAAGAAUAUUGGAAUAUAUUUGAAGGACGAUGAAGAGGAGGAAGAAGAGGAAAGUGGCAAAGAAAAUACACCAAAACCAGAAAUUUUGGGACGAGGUAAGCGCACAGCCGUUAUAGAAUCAAAGCUGCGUACAGAACAUAGUUCAGAAGAGAAGCGGAAACAGCAUCAAAAGGAACUAGCGCAGCAACUCAACGAAAUUGCAAAAGCUCGCUUGGCCCAACAAUCUGGAGGAAAAGAAGAAGAGAAAGUGAGAAAAUCUACCGUGUCUUAUAAGAGUCUCAGUCACAUGCCGCGCGAAACGGAAGUGAAAGAACUAAAGCUCUAUGUUGAUAAAAAAUACGAAACCGUUAUCCUGCCAAUAUUCAGUAUACCAGUACCAUUUCACAUUUCAACUAUAAAGAAUAUAUCUCAGUCCGUUGAAGGAGACUAUACCUACCUCAGAAUAAACUUCUUUCAUCCCGGAGCAACGAUGGGCCGAAAUGAAGGUGGUACCUAUCCACAACCGGAUGCUACGUUUGUCAAAGAAGUAACAUAUCGAAGUACAAAUGUCAAAGAGCCUGGCGAAAUAUCUGCGCCAUCAUCGAAUUUGAAUACUGCGUUCAGACUAAUAAAAGAAGUACAGAAAAAGUUCAAGAAUAGAGAAGCAGAAGAAAGAGAAAAGGAAGAUCUAGUAAAACAAGAUACACUUGUUCUUUCUCAAAACAAAGGAAAUCCAAAGUUAAAAGAUCUGUAUAUUCGACCAAAUAUUGUUAGCAAAAGGAUGACGGGAGGUCUAGAAGCUCAUACAAAUGGCUUCCGUUACACUUCAGUUAGAGGAGACAAAGUAGACAUUCUGUAUAAUAAUAUUAAAAAUGCAUUUUUCCAACCAUGUGACGGAGAAAUGAUCAUUCUUCUACACUUCCAUCUCAAACACGCUAUCAUGUUUGGCAAGAAAAAACAUGUCGAUGUUCAAUUCUACACAGAAGUGGGAGAAAUUACAACAGAUCUGGGGAAACAUCAACACAUGCAUGACCGUGAUGAUCUAGCUGCUGAGCAGUCAGAACGCGAACUUCGUCACAAAUUGAAAACUGCUUUCAAGAGUUUUUGCGAAAAAGUAGAAGGAAUGACCAAGCAAGAGAUAGAAUUUGAUACACCAUUCAGGGAGCUGGGUUUCCCAGGUGCACCUUUCCGCAGCACCGUACUACUGCAACCUACAAGCGGUUGUCUUGUUAACCUUACAGAAUGGCCCCCAUUUGUGAUCACACUUGAAGAUGUGGAGCUCGUUCACUUUGAACGAGUUCAAUUUCAUUUGAAGAAUUUCGACAUGAUAUUUGUAUUUAAGGAUUACCAUCGAAAAGUAUCUAUGGUCAAUGCAGUCCCAAUGAACAUGAUCGAUCAUGUUAAAGAGUGGCUAAACUCUUGUGAUAUCAGAUACUCCGAAGGUGUACAAUCCUUAAAUUGGACAAAAAUUAUGAAAACAAUCACGGAUGAUCCUGAGGGAUUUUUCGAUAGCGGUGGUUGGACUUUCCUUGACCCAGAGUCCGAUGAUGAUAAUGAAGAUGUAGAUGAAGAAGAAGAGGAAGAUGAUGCCUAUGAGCCAACAGACAUCGAAAGUGAGGACGAAUCUGAUGAUGACUCAGAAUAUUCGGAGGCUUCCGAAGAUUCUGAUAGUGAAGAGGAAUUAGGAACCUCUGAAGAAUCUGGGAAGGAUUGGUCUGAUCUCGAACGAGAGGCUGCAGAAGAAGAUAAAGAAAGAGGAGACGUUCGAUUUCAGGAUGAUUACAAUAAUGUUGGUAAACAAAAAUCUGGGAAAGGGUCAUCAUCAUCUCCUUCCAAGAAUAGGCAUAGUUCAAAGCAUAAGAGUUCAUCCAGUUCAAAGAGCAGAAACUCAUCGAGCGGCAGAGACAGAAAAUCCUCAGAAAAACACAGAUCGGAUCGGUCUCGGAGUGGAGGGUCACACAAGAAAGUGUCUCCUUCCAAAUCAUCCAGACACAGUAGCCCCAAGAAGAGUGACAGACACGACAAACACAAAUCUUCACAUUCAUCAUCCAGUAGCAGAAAACGCUCCCGUGAUCAGAGCUCUGAGAGAAAUGGAAAAAGUUCCAAGAGGUCUAGGAAAUAAAUCUUAAGCCGGGACUAAUACAGUCUUAAACAGUGCAUCACAUAAACCUAAAUGCGUGGUGAACAUAAGCAGAACUUGAUAAUUUUUUUUUUACUUUGUAUAUCCGUUGUAUUGCUACUUUUAAGUAUUACAUUUUUUUUUUUGCAUACAUUUCUUAGUAUGCACAUUUAAUGAUGUGUAAUCACAUAACGUCAUUUUUCUUACUCGGUGUACAAUGAGGCUUAAGAAUCACUUACAAAUAUCUUCAACCGAGAAAAAAAUGAUAAUGGUAAAGAAAAAUUUUUAAAAACCAUAGUCUAUCGCUAUCCUAAACGACACUGAUUAAUGAUAAUAAUAUAAUAAUUAAAAGAAAUGUUAUGGACUGAAAAUCACAGCGAAAAACAACAAUUAUAUGUUGGAAUGAACAACAGCUUGUGAUGCUUCAUUCGAGAGGUCUGCAACUACUACAAGACUUACGAUAUUACAACUACAUACACGUAUGAUUCGGAGGUCAAGUUCAAUAUUUAUUUUCCCAUCGAAGUUGUGCAUAAUUCCCAUAAAAGAUAGUGCAGAAUAAAGUAUCAAAAUUCCUUUCGUUCUGUUGAUAUAAUUUUGCCCUAGCAACUUAAGUUUAUUGAAUCUAAAUAGCAUUCUUCAUUUUAUUCCACGAUCAAAUAUGUUUUAUGAUUUCCUCUUUAUGCUGAAUAAAUAAUGAUACAAAUUCGAGCAUAAA